UCCUCGUUGUAGGCGGGGGUGUCAAUGGUCUAACGUACGUAGGCUAUUUUUCGUGCAUAUACCAUUUAUGCGGGACUGUCCCAUACACGUGUUUACAGAACUGCCUGGAUGUUGCUUGAUGCAGGAUACGAUGUCACCAUCGUGUCAGAGCAAUGGGCGCCGGCGACACCUCGUAUCACCUCUCAGAUCGCCGGAGCGUUGUGGGAAUAUCCUCCAGCCGUCUGUGGCCAGCACACAGACGCAAAGUCCUUGGCGUUGUCCAAAGGGUGGUCAUUGGCAUCCUACCGUGUUUUCGACCAGCUAAGCAAAUUCCUGCCCGCCAUCAAGAUGCGCACCGCCAAUUUCUUCUUCGGAAAACCGAUCGAGGACCUCCUUGAUCAAUUGCGCAAGAUGCGCGAGAUAGAAGCGUCUUGCAUUAAAGGCUUUGUCCGGGACCCCGACUUGAUUGCGAAACACGCAGUCAACCAGAAUGCUGGCGUUGUCGAUGCAUACUCCCAUCUGGCUCCUGUCAUCGACACAGACGCAUACAUGGUCUGGCUUCAUGAUCUGGUCGAGGUGAAAGGCGCGGAAUUGAUCACUCGCCGCAUCGAUGGCGAUCUCUUGGACUCGGAGGCGAAGCUACUCGAGACGUACGGUGCGGUUGCAAUUGUCAACGCGACUGGCCUCAAUUCGUUCGAGGCUGCAGGAGACAAGUCUUGCUACCCCCUACGUGGUGGAUUAAUCCGACUCGUCAACGACGGGAAGCGGUUCGCCAAGGUUACGGAAGCCCUCGCUGUGACUCACGACAACGAACUGAGCUCGGAGCAUGAAGAUAUCGUGUUCAUAGUUCCUCGAAACGACAACAUCCUUAUCCUCGGUGGAAUCGCUCAGCCUCACAAAUGGGAGCUUGACUUCACCAUGGAGUCGCCUGAGAUCCAGCGUAUGCGUGAGCGAUGCAACAAGUUUGUUCCUGGACUGGAGAAUGCAGAAUUUGACCCUGUAGCGCCUGUGGUUCAAGGUCUGCGACCGACGCGGGUAGGGAAUGUGCGGGUAGAGCGGGAGCUGCGGUCGAAUCGGAUGCAUGGUGGAUUCAGCAGCAUUAUUCAUUCGUACGGCCAAGGAGGCUCUGGUUUCUCGUUCUCUGUUGGGUGUGCGGUGGAUGUUCUGCACUUGAUUGACAAAGUGGUGCUUGAAAGGACGGCUGGGAACUUCAAUGUACAUAUGUAUCGUUCUAAUAUGUGAUCCGCCGAGUGACCGGUUUCAUUAGGUUUUACUCUUGUAUUAUCUUUGAGUUGUUACUACCGUUCACUGCUCCAACUUCUUGUUAUGAAUGCGACAUAGUGUGUAUUUGGAUACCAACAUUUCUCAUCUACAGCGAUAUGUGGCGACCACCACGAAUCUAGUGCUCCUGUUGA
Molecule: messenger RNA, 1394 nt
Organism: Guyanagaster necrorhizus
Lineage: Eukaryota; Fungi; Basidiomycota; Agaricomycetes; Agaricales; Physalacriaceae
Exons: 7
Coding region: 109-1221 (370 amino acids)
Biological process (GO): D-amino acid catabolic process
Cellular component (GO): cytoplasm
Molecular function (GO): FAD binding; D-amino-acid oxidase activity
Source: RefSeq, a predicted model, not a curated record